AGUACCGCAGAAAUGAAUUUAUUUUUGGAUGAUAUUGAAUUUGCUGAAAUUGUGCAGCGAGCUGAACAAGCCAUAGAAUGUGGAGUCUUUCCAGACAGAAUCUCCCAGGGUUCAAGUGGAAGCUACUUUGUUAAAGAUGCAAAGAGGAAAACAAUUGGAGUGUUCAAACCAAAAUCGGAAGAGCCUUAUGGUCACCUAAAUCCAAAAUGGACCAAAUACUUCCACAAGAUUUGUUGCCCUUGCUGUUUUGGCAGAGGCUGCCUUGUUCCUAAUCAGGGAUACCUCUCUGAAGCUGGUGCCUAUCUGGUGGACAGCAAGCUGGGAUUAGGAGUGGUCCCUAAAACAAAGGUUGUCUGGAUUGUCAGCGAGACCUUUAACUAUAGUGCAAUAGAUCGUGCAAAAUCCAGAGGCAAGAAGUACGCUUUAGAAAAAGUGCCAAAAGUUGGGAAAAAAUUUCAUCGAAUAGGACUACCUCCAAAGGUUGGCUCUUUUCAGUUGUUUGUGGAAGGCUACAAAGAGGCCGACUUCUGGCUCAGGAAAUUUGAAACUGAACCUCUGCCUGAAAACACCAGGAAACAGUUUCAGUCGCAGUUUGAGAGGCUGGUUGUGCUUGAUUAUGUCAUCAGAAACACUGACAGAGGCAAUGACAAUUGGCUGGUCCGAUACGAAAAGCAGAGUGAUGGCUCUGACUGUUCAGAGAAGGACAUCCAGUGGAUGAAUGAAAAGGAACCCGUUAUUAAAAUUGCAGCCAUCGACAAUGGUUUAGCUUUUCCCUUCAAACACCCUGAUGAGUGGAGAGCAUAUCCAUUCCACUGGGCUUGGCUGCCACAAGCAAAGGUCCCUUUUUCUCAAGAGACGAUAGAUUUGAUUCUUCCUCGUAUCUCUGACAUGAACUUCGUACAGGAUCUUUGUGAAGAUCUUUAUGAACUAUUCAAGACUGACAAAGGCUUCGACAAGGCUACCUUUGAAAAUCAAAUGUCUGUCAUGAGGGGGCAGAUCCUUAAUCUUACUCAGGCACUAAAGGAUGGGAAAAGUCCUCUGCAGCUUGUACAGAUGCCUCGUGUGGUUGUGGAGAGAAGCCAUGGGGGGACGCAAGGGCGGAUUGUUCAUCUGAGCAAUGCAUUCACUCAGACGUUUCAUAGCCGGAAACCAUUUUUUUCUUCCUGGUAGGGAGCUGGAGAAAUGGCUUCA
Euleptes europaea (tarantolino) is the source of this 1191-nucleotide messenger RNA. It is a transcript of the gene PI4K2B, whose product is annotated as phosphatidylinositol 4-kinase type 2 beta. The record is from RefSeq and is a predicted model, not a curated record. Gene Ontology annotation, biological process: phosphatidylinositol phosphate biosynthetic process; Golgi organization; endosome organization. Bases 13 to 1170 code for a protein of 385 amino acids. The transcript has 9 exons. Gene Ontology annotation, molecular function: 1-phosphatidylinositol 4-kinase activity. Gene Ontology annotation, cellular component: trans-Golgi network; lysosomal membrane; endosome. Lineage: Eukaryota; Metazoa; Chordata; Lepidosauria; Squamata; Sphaerodactylidae.